Molecule: messenger RNA, 1485 nt
Organism: Anguilla anguilla (European eel)
Lineage: Eukaryota; Metazoa; Chordata; Actinopteri; Anguilliformes; Anguillidae
Gene: vcpkmt
Product: valosin containing protein lysine (K) methyltransferase
Exons: 5
Coding region: 78-755 (225 amino acids)
Biological process (GO): peptidyl-lysine methylation
Cellular component (GO): cytoplasm; cytosol
Molecular function (GO): protein-lysine N-methyltransferase activity
Source: RefSeq, a predicted model, not a curated record
GAGAAAGACGCCCCGCUAUGGUCAAAAAGAGAAGGUAAACUUUCUAUUUUCACCAACAGCAUAGUAAUACGGAUAAGAUGGCGGUGCUAUUAGGAGACUCGGGGGAUGAAAAUUACUUCGUUCGUGAGAUUGAGAAGAACGAUGGAUGCUGCUUACAAAUGAAACAGUGUAGCACAGGAGACGUGGGCUGUGUGGUGUGGGAUGCAGCUAUCGUCCUUUGUAAAUAUUUAGAGACACGACAGUUUUAUGAGCCCCAAAAUGGAGUAAACAAAUGGGCCAACAAACGCGUUUUGGAAUUGGGAGCAGGGACUGGAAUUGUGGGACUCAUGGCAGCGACACUGGGAGCACACGUCACAUUGACCGACCUGGAAGAUUUACAACGUCUGCUGCAAAUCAACAUCCGGGACAAUAAGGCCCUGGUCAGCAGUGGCUCUAUCGCAGCAAAGGUACUUAAAUGGGGAGAGGAUGUGACAGAGUUUUUACCACCUCCUGAUUAUAUUCUAAUGGCUGAUUGCAUUUACUAUGAGCAGUCUUUGGAGCCACUGGUGAAGACUCUGAGAGAUCUUGCUGGACCAGAGACCUGUGUAAUCUGUUGCUAUGAGCAGCGCACCAUGGGCAACAACCCAGAAGUGGAGAAGCAAUUCUUCCAGCUUCUACUGCAACACUUCAGAUCGGAGAAGAUCCCCGAAGAGAGCCAGGACCCAGAGUUCAGCAGCCCAGACAUUCACAUCCUGCACCUUUACCCACUGGCCUGAUGUUGCACUUGGGGCCUCUCGUAUAGGAAGUGCCUGCUUCAAUACAGAGAGCUGUCUUUGCCCAGUGAUACCCAGGAGAAAGGUUUGAGGCUUAGCACUCAGCCAAUGUCCAGAGCCAGCAGGUGAAGCAAGGCUUACAGUGAAGGAUCAGGCUACUGCUCGCGGUUCUCUUACACACUCCCUUCAGCAUAACAUCUCAUCACCUACAGUACUUCUGGGAGUGGACUCACUUUGAAAGCGCAUGUGAUUUUGCCUCCUUGUGAGUUUUAUUACUUGGGGGUUGAGUGUUUUUGUAUAUAAUAAAUUUGGAUUUUUAUACUAUGACUUGGAUUAAGUAAAGGUUUGGAUUGACUGAGACACUGUGCUUUACCAGUCCAUGCAGCAGAAACAUGUGGAAGCACAGCCCAAAUAAAAUUCAGCAAUAUGUGAAUACGACUCAAAAUGAAAAUGUGUGCUUGUUGUAAGAUGACUAUUAAUUUGCAUAUGGAAAUAUAAAAUAUGAAAAAUGUCUAAGGGUGUCAUCACAUACACCACAAAGGUCAGUAGAGGUGUAUUUCCUUGUCUUGAUAGCCUCACAAUGCAGAUCAUUGUAAAGCUUCAGGAAGGUGCGAGCUCUUUUGAAUUUGAUUGUCAUCGCUUCCUCAAAUCCAUCUGUGUGAAUUCCAUUUUUUGCGCUCAAUAAAGUGAAAGGCCUCUGUUGUUUGCUGUGGUUUGACAGUGAGAAAUGCAA